Messenger RNA from Blumeria graminis f. sp. triticale, 1170 nucleotides. The record is from the annotation of a GenBank genome assembly. Lineage: Eukaryota; Fungi; Ascomycota; Leotiomycetes; Helotiales; Erysiphaceae.
AUGUCGUUCAGGUCUAGAAGACAGGUUUUGGGACAGGUUGGAGUAACUACAGCUCCAACAGGUAGAAGUCCCAACUUCACCCUUGCUGAAGGUGUUCGACCCUCACCAUUGGAUGGUCGACCGACAGUUUCUACAGGAACAAGAUCCUUAGACUCUCUGCUAGCUGGCCAUUCAGGUCUAGCUCUGGGAAAUUUUCUCCUGAUUGAAGAAAAUGGUACAACUGAUUUUAGUGGCUGCCUAUUAAAAUACUAUGCAGCCGAAGGAGCACUUCAGGGUCACCAAGUCCAUGUUCUUGGUAUGCCUGAGACAUGGGGGAGAGAGUUACCGGAUGUUUCCAGGCAAGAAAAGGCUCCGAGUAAAUUAUAUGAACAGGCAGCAUCAGAAAGAAUGAAAAUUGCGUGGAGAUAUGAGCGACUUGGGGGAUCGACUACGGACACCAGGGUAGAAAGGGAAUUUUCUCACGGAAAUUCGACCUCUACAUUCUGUCACGACUUUGAUUUGACUAAACGUCUCACGUUAUCAUCUUACUCAAAUCUUCACUUUGUACCUAUACGACCAAUACUUAGCUUCGGAGACUUAAACUGUACCCCAUCGCCCUUCUCAAAUUUUCUGGAUUAUCUCACAUCAAAGCUAGAAAAUUCAUCACCUAGCACUAUCCACCGUGUUGUCAUCCCCAAUCUAUUAUCUCCAGCCCUUUAUGUACCAGACUCCUCCAAACCUCAGACAAUUCUCCCGUUCUUCCAUGCCUUGCGAGCAUUUACUCGAAGAUAUCCAACCCAAGUAACUAUCAUGGCAACAUUCCCUCUAACACUUUAUCCUCGCAGCACAGGCUUGACGAGAUGGAUUGAAAUACUUUGUGAUGGUGUAAUAGAGCUCUCUCCAUUCAUAUCAACUAAAAAUUCUUCUGCAGUCCCAUCAGGAGCAACGAAUAGCCAAGACGAUCCGCCCCAAGGCAUAGUUAAGCUGCUCAAACUGCCCGUUUUUCAUGAAAAAGGAGGUGGCAGCGGAGAGAAGAGCGGAUUCAAUGACAACCUGGCAUUUACUUUACACCGGCGAAAAGGAAUGGUCAUCAAGCCUUUUAGCCUCCCCCCUCUUGAGGAAGAUGAGAGUAAACAUAGCUCCCAAGAGCUUGAUGCGAACAAGAUCGCCAAGGAAGAUUUAGAAUUCUGA